GGCGGGGCUCGUGGGGAAGCUUCCGCGCAGGCGCCGUGAGGCCUGUCUGACCGACCUUCAGCCGGGCCGGUGCCACCAUGUUUUCUCGGGCAGGCGUCGCGGGUCUCUCGGCUUGGGCCGUGCAGCCGCAAUGGAUCCAAGUUCGAAAUAUGGCAACCUUGAAAGAUAUUACCAGGCGACUAAAGUCAAUCAAAAACAUCCAGAAAAUUACCAAGUCUAUGAAAAUGGUAGCAGCAGCGAAAUAUGCCCGAGCCGAGCGGGACCUGAAGCCAGCCCGAGUGUAUGGGAUAGGGUCCUUGGCUCUGUAUGAAAAGGCUGAUAUUAAGGUACCUGAAGACAAGAAGAAACACCUCAUCAUCGGUGUGUCCUCAGACCGAGGGCUUUGUGGUGCUAUUCAUUCCUCAGUGGCUAAACAGAUAAAAAGCGAGGUGGCCAAUCUCACAGCAGCUGGGAAGGAAGUUAAGAUUGUUGGAGUUGGUGAUAAAAUCCGGGGCAUCCUCCACAGGACGCACUCGGACCAGUUUCUAGUGACAUUCAAGGAAGUGGGGAGGAAGCCCCCCACCUUUGGGGAUGCGUCGGUGAUUGCCCUCGAGCUGUUAAAUUCUGGAUAUGAGUUUGAUGAAGGGUCUAUCAUCUUCAACCGAUUCAGGUCUGUCAUCUCCUACAAGACAGAAGAAAAGCCCAUCUUCUCCCUUGAUACCGUUGCAAGUGCUGAGAGCAUGAGUAUCUAUGAUGAUAUUGAUGCUGAUGUGCUGCGGAACUACCAGGAGUACAGCCUGGCCAACAUCAUCUACUAUUCCCUGAAGGAGUCCACCACGAGUGAGCAGAGCGCCAGGAUGACGGCCAUGGACAACGCGAGCAAGAAUGCUUCGGAAAUGAUUGAUAAAUUGACUUUGACAUUCAAUCGCACCCGCCAAGCUGUCAUCACAAAGGAGCUGAUUGAAAUCAUCUCCGGUGCCGCGGCUCUGUAAGUAACACGCCUGGCUUCCAGAGUUCUCUCAUCUGUGCCUGCUGCUUAACUUUGCAUGUUUAAGUUUUUUCCCACUUUGUUGCGUCUGUGAAAGAUGAAAUGAUCCAUUGCUUAAUGGUUCCUUAAUAUUAGUAUAUAAAGAUUUGAUGAACAUGAGAUCUCUGGCUUAUUUUGAUUGUUUGAGCUGAAACAUUCAGGCGUAGUUUCUUCUUUUAGAAAUCAGCAUAUGGCUCUCUCUCACUUUCCUGAAGUUUAAGGAAUAAAGAUGUGAAUAAUUUAGUAACAUUUAUAAAAUCUGUCUUUGAAACUUAAAACAUUAUAAACCAAGCUUUCUGAGUUAUAGGACUGGUUUGGCUGGUUUUAUAUAAUUUUGUAAAUCAUUGAAUGGUGGUAGAAUCCAGGAAUUUUUUUUAAGUUUUCUGUAUUAGUGCUGUCUUAACAGAGGUUCUUAAAAUACCAUUUUCCCCAAGAAAAUAUCUUGGUUAUCUAGCUAGAUGUGUAAUGUUUAUGAAAUCAGGGUUACCAUGAUGGGAAAUUGUUUUAAAAAUUACUGGGGUUUCCUUGUGGUGCAGUGAGUUAGGGAUCCGGUGUUGUCAGUGGAGCAGCUCGGUGGAUGCUGUGGCAGGGGGUUGACCCCCAGCCUGGGAACUUCCGCGUGCCAAAGGUGUGACCAAAGAAAAGACUAAGCCACCGCCCAGCCUGUCACUCCUGCCCUGUGGUGUCAGAGUCCAGGCGCUCCCAGCCUGACGGGCAUCGUUACAAUGCGUCUCCUUCCUGCAGCGCGGUUUCUAAGCGGCGGCCAAGACGGGACUAAAUGAGGGUCUUAUUCCCGUCCUCCCGGCCGUCUGUCCUGCUGCUGGUGCCAGGCCGACUGCUGGGUGGGGAGUCGGGGGCUGUGAGACUCCAAGAGCUCUUUCUCAAUGGGCAUGUGGGCGCCUGGCUGGAAGGGAGCAGCGCCAGAGAAAUGAGCGGGGGGAGAUUGGGACACAGACUGAGAAUUUUUCAAGGGAUUCAGAGAAACUGGUAAUUCACGGGUUCGUUUUUGCUUUCUGGAAAGGCUGUCUAACUCCUUUAUUAAAAGUUAGCUGUGCAGCCCACAAUGGAUUGUUUAUGUGAAUGGCCUUGCAUGCUCUGUAAGCUGUCAGGUCUUCUGCCUAAAGACUCUUCAUACAAACACCUGUGGCUAUUUGGUAAUAAGAUGAAAGGCAUGAAUAAACCGUAGUAUUUGAGGUGUCAAAUAUGGGUGGCCAGCCUCAGAUUUGUUCAUGUAUUUGUUCAGCCUCAGAUUUGUUCAUGUAUGCUAGUUACAGAAAAAGCCAUGGUUUGUCAAGUAGGCUUACACACUCCUGCCUACCUACAUGAACAUGGUUGUAUUGCUUCUGACAGAUUCAAGGCUAACGUGUUUUUAACCACCAUUGAAUCUGUUUCAAGGCACUGUUGUGGUACGUGUGCAAUACACUCAAGGUAUCGAGUGAGGCGACGGGCUUUUUUAGUUGGAAAUUGUACAUGAUUAACUAGCACGGAUUGCUUCUUGACCUGCUUGUGUUUGUCUUUUUCUCCUAAUAUACUAACCCAGGGAGUAGUGAAAUCGAGUUCCGUCCACAGACAAGAGGUAAAGAAGAAUUCAGCCAGCUGGCUAUUUUUAGCUUUCUGCUGUCCUUGUCAGAAGAAGUUGUUGUUCCAUUGUCUAAAUUACUAAAGGCAGCAAGAUAUUUGUAAAUUAUCUUACAAUAAAUGAGUCACUAUACGGAAA
Molecule: messenger RNA, 2723 nt
Organism: Sus scrofa (pig)
Lineage: Eukaryota; Metazoa; Chordata; Mammalia; Artiodactyla; Suidae
Source: RefSeq, a predicted model, not a curated record